AUGCUUCCUCUAUCCCUUCUCAAAACUGCCCAAGGUCACCCCAUGUUGGUCGAACUGAAAAACGGGGAGACUUAUAACGGGCAUUUGGUUAAUUGCGAUACAUGGAUGAACAUCCAUCUCCGAGAAGUCAUUUGUACAUCUAAAGAUGGAGAUAGAUUUUGGAGGAUGCCUGAAUGCUACAUACGAGGCAAUACAAUCAAGUACCUUCGAGUUCCUGAUGAGGUUAUUGACAAAGUUCAAGAAGAAACCAAGACCCGAGCAGAUCGCAAACCACCUGGUGUGGGGCGUGGGCGGGGAAGAGGCAGAGAGGAAGGUGCUGGUGGACGCCAACCAAAAGGAAUUGGGCGUGGUCUUGAUGAUGGUGGUGCCAAGGGAGCUGGAGGAGGUCGAGGCAAGGGAGGCCCUAGUGGAAAGCCAGGUGGAAACAGAGAGGCUGAUUCUAACAAGUGGCGGCAUGAACUACUUCAGAUGGGCCUGUUGGCUACUUUCGGAGGGCAUAUGUGCUCUCGUCUUUAA
Molecule: messenger RNA, 516 nt
Organism: Sphenostylis stenocarpa
Lineage: Eukaryota; Viridiplantae; Streptophyta; Magnoliopsida; Fabales; Fabaceae
Source: the annotation of a GenBank genome assembly